AUGAGGAGCGAGUGCAAGAAAGCUGGCAAGAUCCUCGCCUCCUUUGUUGAUCCCAAACAGGCCUUUGGGCCCGAUAAGGUCAUUCCGCCAGAGGUUCUCGCCGGCGCAAAGGGUCUCGCCGUUCUGUCCGUCCUCAAGGCCGGUUUCCUCGGGUCUGGCCGUUUUGGCUCUGGCAUUGUGGUUGCUCGACUUGCUGAUGGCGGCUGGUCAGCGCCGUCUGCGAUCGCCACCGCCGGCGCCGGCUUUGGUGGCCAGAUUGGAUUCGAGUUGACCGACUUUGUCUUUAUUCUCAACGAUGCCGCUGCCGUCCGAUCAUUUUCGCAGGCCGGAAGUAUCACUCUGGGAGGCAACGUGUCGAUAGCAGCUGGACCCGUGGGCAGGAACGCAGAGGCUGCCGGAGCGGCCAGUACAAAAGGUGUGGCGGCUGUGUUUUCAUACUCAAAGACCAAGGGUCUGUUCGCCGGUGUCAGUCUGGAAGGCAGUGUCUUGGUGGAACGCAAAGAUGCCAACGCAAAGCUAUACAACGGCUCAGUCACCGCGCGCCAGCUGCUCUCGGGCUCGGUCCCGUCUCCCCCGGCCGCCGAUCCUUUGAUGCAAGUGCUCAGGUCUCGCAUCUUCUCCGGCCGCUCCCAGACCUCUAGCAACGGGAUGUACAAUGACAUCCCGGUCUACGAUGACUCCCAUGACGAUGUCGUCUGGGAUGGACGCCGGGGUGCGGCGUAUGGCGAGGGCGAGCGCAGGGACCGGGCUGGUUCGCGGUCUACAAACGACGACUACGAGUACCGAGACCAGCCUCGUCGUGCCAAUACCUGGCAAGACGACUAUUACGACCGACAAAGUUCUGGCAACUUGAACCGCUCUCAAACAUCAAGAACGGGUGGAGGAGGAUUCCACGACGAGGAGUUUUCAGAUAGCCGCUCACGACCAAGCCGUCCGACAGCUCCCAAACCGGUCUUUGGGCAGCGGACAGGCGCUGGGGCGGGUCUGCGCGAAGACCAGGCGGUUGCGCUGUUUACGUUUGACGCAGACCAGGACGGCGACCUGGGGUUCAAGAAGGGUGAAGUGAUUACGAUUCUGAAGCGGACCGACAAGGCAGAAGACUGGUGGACUGGCCGGGUUGGAGACCGCACUGGAAUUUUCCCCAGCAAUUACGUCGACCCGGUUGCAAAGUAG
Talaromyces rugulosus is the source of this 1173-nucleotide messenger RNA. RefSeq lists its product as uncharacterized. Gene Ontology annotation, biological process: actin cortical patch localization; actin filament bundle assembly. Gene Ontology annotation, cellular component: actin cortical patch. Bases 1 to 1173 code for a protein of 390 amino acids. NCBI's taxonomy places the organism in Eukaryota, Fungi, Ascomycota, Eurotiomycetes, Eurotiales, Trichocomaceae. The transcript is spliced from 4 exons. Gene Ontology annotation, molecular function: actin filament binding; phosphatidylinositol binding. The record is from RefSeq and is a predicted model, not a curated record.